AUGGCAGAGACUUCGUCGAAGGGUGGCAAAUACCUGAGCUACCGUGGUUCAAAAGAAAGAUGCAAACGGGUCAUGGAGUGGAUUUCGCAGAUCACUGAUGAGGAGGCCUUACGCAGGCAUGAGAAGAACAAGAAGGUCUACGCUAAGGUCAAGGAUUCGAAAGACAAGGAUGCAUGCAUGAGGAAGGGAUCCUUCUCACUACGGCUCGACGAUUUCGACAGUGAAGAGCCUUUGGAGGACCAGAUCACGGUGAACUUCGAGCUCCUCAAGCAGUGGUUCGAGUUGAUGGGGCGAGAGACCCCCAUGGGACAUGAGAUCCAGGCAGCGAUCUUAGAAAAGAAUGAGGUCUUUCGGUUUCUGUACACGACCAAGCCGAAGUAUCAAAAGGUGGAGGCCUAUGAGGCUGCCCUAGACUGGAGGGGGUUAGUGGCAGACUUUUUAGUGACCGAAAGACGGUCAGGUGGGGUCAGGCGAGGGCCACAUGAAUCCCGCAUCUCCGAGCUCAAAGAGAUUGUCCGCCGGGUAUCUGGACCCCGGGAGAAGAAGCGUGACCGUUCAUCAAGGGGCUCAGCUUCCCGGGAUGGCAUGGAAGACAGUCAGGCCAUGAGCGGUGGUGUGAGCACACCACUGUCUUCGAUGUGUUCGUCUGAGCAGCUGAUCAAGGAGAGAUUGGAGAACAUGACUGAUGAUGCGGAUAUGCCUGCAAAGGAGGAGUUCAAGAACCAGGAGACUCAGCCCUACAAACCGGAACAUUUCCAGGCCUUCUUUGGAUGGCGCAUGACGCUUGGUCCGGACUUUUUCAACUUGCAGGUCAUGCCGCGGAUCGUGCGCCAUACGGAGCUGCUGGACCACGUGGGGAAGAGCAGCUGGUUAGAUCAGCAAGUGAUCUAUGCCCACCUGGAGAAUUGGGAUUCGAUGAUGAGGUUGUUGGGCUGGAAAGUAGCUGAAGAUAAAGGAGUUCCAUUUGCAAGUUCUCUUGCUUGUCUGGGAGUGAAGAUCGACCUUGAGCACUUCGCAUUUGGAUGUGUGACCAUUUCAAACACGCCUGAACGCAAGAGGGAACUGGCUGAGACGGUUCGCAAAGUUUUGCAAGACGGAAAGCUCAGCUUGACCUCGGCGCAGAGCUUAAGAGGACGCAUGCAGUUUGCCGAAAAUCAGUUCAUGGGUAGGAUGGCCAGACGAGCACUGGCAGCAGUCACGGAGCACUCGGUCUUAGGGCGAUUAGAUGUGAGUUUCUCUUUGAGGUGCCAUUUGGAAGAUUUUCUAGGUGAAUUGCUUGAAGGGCCCCCCAGAACCCUUAAGACCUUCACCAGAGACACGCUCUUCCUUUUCACCGACGCCUGUUUCGAACCUGACCGUUCUGAUCCGGUAGGAAUUGGAUGUGUCCUUGUGGGUACCGAAGGUCGCCCGCUCGAGUUCAUCGCCGGUUCCCCUCAGCUUUCGGUUUGCGAAUUUCUGGGUCUCGGCGCAAAGAAAACCAUUAUUUUUGAGGCCGAAAUGUACGCUUUGCUGGUUGGACUUAAGGUCUGGGGAGAAAAGUUUGCCAAUCGCCAGCUUGUCGUGUAUGUCGAUAAUGACGCAGUAAGAGGAUCAAUAGCAAACUCCUACGAGAGGCUGGGAGCAGCUGGCAUGAUGCUUGAGCGCAUUAACAGCAUUGAGUCUUCUCGUCAGUUCCUCAUGUGGGUUGCGCGUGUUCCCUCAAAGUCAAAUGUGGCCGAUGGACCAUCGCGUGGCGAUUACGCCGCACUGGAGGAUGCCGGAGCAUUUCGCGUGCAGUGUCUACUAGACUUCGCACCUUUUCAGAGGGAAGAGCUGAAUGGGGGAGUUGCAGUUCCCCGCUGA
Molecule: messenger RNA, 1842 nt
Organism: Durusdinium trenchii
Lineage: Eukaryota; Dinophyceae; Suessiales; Symbiodiniaceae
Source: the annotation of a GenBank genome assembly